Molecule: messenger RNA, 1425 nt
Organism: Molossus molossus (Pallas's mastiff bat)
Lineage: Eukaryota; Metazoa; Chordata; Mammalia; Chiroptera; Molossidae
Product: zinc finger protein 233-like
Exons: 1
Coding region: 1-1338 (445 amino acids)
Biological process (GO): positive regulation of reciprocal meiotic recombination
Cellular component (GO): nucleus
Molecular function (GO): histone H3K36 methyltransferase activity; recombination hotspot binding; histone H3K4 methyltransferase activity
Source: RefSeq, a predicted model, not a curated record
AUGAAUCUGCAAGGCAAAGAAUCUGAUUUGCCAAAACAAGGUGAUUCCUCCUGUUGGUUGUGGGCAGGAGAAUCUACUCAGGUUUCUGAAGAUGAGAACUAUGUAAUAAACCUUCAAGGGGAAGUUCAGAGUUCCAGUAGUAUAAAAAAUCAAGAGUUUCCAAUUAAGACCACCUGGGAUUUCUGGAAGAAAUUGUGUUUGAGACAGUCAAAGAAUUAUCAGAGUCGGUGUCAGUAUAUUGAGGGAAAACGUAAGCUGUGCAAGUGUGAUCACUGUGUUAGGAGAAGGACCUCUCAUGACCAUGAUGAUGAUUGGGAAGUACACAAAGGCAAGAAGUCUUAUAGCCACAAGAAUUGUGGAAAAGACUUCAUGAAGAAGUCAUUGCAGCAUAGUGUAAUCCACUCAGGAGAGCAAAUCUCUGAUGAGAAUGGGAAAAGCUUCAGCCUUGGCUCCAGUGUUGAACUUCAUCAACAGUUGCACCGAGGAACAAAACCUCAUAUGCAUAGUGAGUGUCAGGAGGGUGUCAGUUAUAGCUUGGCGCUCUGCACUCAUCAAAGUGUUUGCAGAGAAUUGAAAUGCAAUAGGAAUGAUGAGUGUGGUAAGGACUUAAGUCAAAGCUCACAUCUGCAAAUUCUUCAGAAUAUCAACACAGGAGAGAAACCCUACAAAUGCGAAGAGUGUGGGAAAUGCUUCAGAUGGAGCUCGUGUCUUCAUGUUCAUCAGAGGAUCCACACAGGAGAAAAACCCUACAAAUGUGCUGUGUGUGGGAAGAGCUUCAGUCAGAGUUCAAAUCUUCAGGCCCAUCAGCGAGUCCACACUGGAGAGAAACCCUACAAAUGUGCUGUGUGUGGGACAGGCUUCAGUCAAAGUUCAAAGCUUCAAGCCCAUCAGCGUGUCCACACAGGAGAGAAACCCUACAAAUGUGCUGUGUGUGGUAAGAGCUCCAGUUAUGCCUCAAGUCUUCAAUACCAUCAGCGCGUCCACACUGGAGAGAAACCCUACAAAUGUGCUGUGUGUGGUAAGAGUUUCAGUUAUGCCUCAAGUCUUCAAGCCCAUCAGCGAGUCCACACGGGAGAGAAACCCUACAAAUGUGCUGCGUGUGGUAAGAGCUUCAGUCGGAGUUCAAAUCUUCAAUCCCAUCAGCGAGUCCACACGGGUGAGAAACCCUACAAAUGUGAGGAGUGUGGAAAAGGCUUCAACAGGAACUGGUAUCUCCAUGUUCAUCAGAGGAUCCACACAGGCAAAAAACCCUAUAACUGUGGUGUUUGUGGAAAGAGCUUCCGACAGACAUCAAAUCUGCAAAUUCAUCAGAGAGUCCACACAGGAAAGAAGCCAUAAAAAUGUGAGACAUGUGGUAAGGGUGUUAGUCACAGUUCAUGUCUUCAAGAUCAUUAACAAGUCCACGCUGGAGAAAAAUCCUACAAA